Molecule: messenger RNA, 648 nt
Organism: Cladophialophora bantiana CBS 173.52
Lineage: Eukaryota; Fungi; Ascomycota; Eurotiomycetes; Chaetothyriales; Herpotrichiellaceae
Exons: 5
Coding region: 1-648 (215 amino acids)
Biological process (GO): glutathione metabolic process
Cellular component (GO): mitochondrion; peroxisome
Molecular function (GO): glutathione transferase activity; glutathione peroxidase activity
Source: RefSeq, a predicted model, not a curated record
AUGGCCAAGCCAAAACUGACCCUGUACUUCGACCUACACAGCCCAUACUCGUACUUGGCAUUUUACGUUAUCAAGAAUUCGCCCGUCUUCAAAUCAUGCGACAUAACGUAUACCCCAGUUCUGUUGGUGGCAUAUAUAAACGCCGUUGGGUUAAAGCCACCAUGGAGCAGUCCUAACAAGGUGAAAUGGAUGCAUACAGACGUCGCUAGAUGGUGUCAGCACUUCAACAUCCCUUGGAGCCCAGGUUUACCAGCGAACUACCCAUUCAAAGUGACCACGUUGAAGAGGGCCCUGGUGGCCUGUUUGCUUGAAUGCCCUGACCGGUAUCCGGACGUGGUAGACGGGCUAUACCAUGCAUUUUGGUACGAGAAAAGGGGGGUUCAGCUUCCUGAAAUCCACGGACCCAUUAUUGCCCAGAUAGUCGGCAAGGAACUCGCUGCGAGGAUCCUGGACAGGAGCACCUCCGAUGAGGUCAAGUCACUCCUGAAACAAAACACCGACAGCGCAAUUGCUAAUGGGUCUCCCGGUCUCCCUUGGAUCAAAGCGGUAAAUGGAGAAGGACAGGAAGAGUUCUUUUGGGGCUUCGAUCAUCUUGGGCAGGUUGCGAGAUUUCUAGGCCUCCCAAGGCUGAACGGGCCGCACCUGUAA